Molecule: messenger RNA, 516 nt
Organism: Bicyclus anynana (squinting bush brown)
Lineage: Eukaryota; Metazoa; Arthropoda; Insecta; Lepidoptera; Nymphalidae
Product: 26 kDa secreted antigen-like
Exons: 4
Coding region: 1-516 (171 amino acids)
Source: RefSeq, a predicted model, not a curated record
AUGACUAUGAAAACGUGGACAGGACGGAGCCUUCUAUCUGCUAUCCUAGUAUUGCAAGUUGCAUCCUUCAAACAUGAAUGCAAACUACCACUUUAUUCGUUUCAAGAAGCCUUCAAGGUGUUUGCGAUUGUACCUCAAGUCAUCCCAGUAGCGCCGAAAGCACCGCUUAUAAGAUACUACGGUGACUACAAAUUGCGUUUUGGGAACAGAAUACCCGUCGCAGUCACUAACUCCCUCUCGCUGUACUCAAGCUGGCCCAACGUGGACGCUAAUGCACUAUAUACUAUGAUUACUUCUGAUUUGGAUUAUCCCCAAUUUUACUUCAACGAGGGCGUGCAGUUCAUAAACGGGAUCAUAGUGAACAUUCCGGGCGCCAACUACAGCCGGGGCGAGAGGAUCAUCGGCUACCACCCCCCCUCACCCCUGCCGGGUGCCGGGGACAAUCGGAUCCUGACACUGGUGUGUGAACAGAAGACAGGAAGGAUUGAUAUCACAACGGAAUUAAUAUUGAGGUAG